CUCCCGUCCGCCUUACGCUCCCUGCUCUUUUUGUGUCUCCAGCACUUUGAGAGAUUCCCUCCGACCAGAGAGAGGCUCGCGCUCUCUACUACAUUCAUUAGGAAUUUCUUGAACGCCUUCUCCAACCCACGAGGCUUGUUAUCUAAAACGUUUCCAAUCAACACCGUCUCCUAUCAACAGACUCUGGACAUACCGUCUUUCACUAUGAAGUUCUCUGCUACUCUAGCCCUCGCCGCCGCGGGCUCGCUCGCCGCUGCUGAACACAACCAUCGUCGUGGCCACGCCCACCACCACAAGCGUGAUGUAGCCACCGCUACUACCGUUGUCGAUGAGGUCAUUACUGUAUACCAACUCGAUGGCACCCCGAUCCCAGUCGCCGAUGUUUGCAAGGGUAUCAAGGACGGCGACUACAAAUGGGCCAAUGGUGCUGGUCCUGCUCAUGCCUGCGACCCGGUCGCCACCAGCACCAGCGUCUCGGUCAAGGCUCACCAAUUCCUCGAGACUUCUACCUCGUCUGCAGUCCCCACCACUUCCACAGUCCCAACCACUACUGCAGUCCCUACCACGUCUUCCACUCCCACUACCACCUCGACCACCAGCACCAGCACCAGCACCACAAGCAUCAGCACUACCAGCAGCUCUGCAGCCGCAUCUACUACUCCUGCAUCUACCGGCAUCAGCGGUGGCACCGGGCUCACUGCUCCUUUCCCCGAUGGAGAGCUUUCCUGUGAUACUUUCCCAUCUGACUACGGUGCCGUGGCCUUGGACUACCACGGUCUUGGCGGCUACAGUGGUAUCCAAUACCCGACUAUGAACGCUCUCGGAACAUUGGUGCAGUCUAUCGUCACUGCUGUCACAGGCCAGAGCUGCACUGAAGGUGCUUACUGCUCUUACCACUGCCCGCCUGGUUACCUGAAAUCCCAGUGGCCUAAAGAACAGGGCGCAACUGGCCAAUCCGUCGGUGGUAUCACUUGCACGAACGGCAAGCUGCACCGCACCAAUACUGAAUACGAUACUCUCUGCAUUGCUGGUGUUGAAGGCAUCACUGUUAAGAACACCUUGGGCGGCACGGUCUCUGCGUGCCGUACCGAUUACCCUGGUACUGAAAGCGAGACCCUUCCUCUCGAGGUUAAUCCUGGCUCUAUCGAAAAUCUUGCCAACCCUAACGGCGCUUCGUACUUCUUCUGGGAGAACAAGCAAACUAGCGCUCAAUACUACCUCAACCCCGUCGGAUUCGGUGCAGACAAGGCUUGUGUCUGGGGUACUGCGGCUUAUGACCUUGGUAACUUCGCCCCAAUGAACAUGGGUGUUGGCUUCUCGGACGGAACAACUUAUCUGUCAUUGUUCCCCAACAAGCCUACCACAGAUGCGCAAUUGAAAUACAACGUCAAGAUUGUGGGUGACGUCUCUCUAUCAUGCUCCUACGUAUACGAUGGGACUAAUGGGAUGUACUAUGAGAAUGGUACUCCUAAAUCCGCGGGAUGUACCGUUGGAGUUCCCCAGGGUGGCAGUGCCCAGGUCGUCUUUUACUAGUCAAUAUAAGUGGUCAACUAGCAACUUGUCAUGGAUGGUUGUAAUUCCAACGUUACGUUUCCAGUCAUUUGCUUGUGGUUCAGAAAGAGACGGAUUGUGACUUCUUUACCGAGCUUACGAUCACUAACUUUUGGCUAUUUGUUCGAGUUUGUAUAUCUACUAUUGCUUACAUACCUUUUGAGGCUUCGUAUUACUUUUUAACUACUCUUAUAUCCCUACGCCGUCAUGUCAAAGUUUCUUUGGAAGCAUACGGCAUGUUUUGAAUUAAGAUGUUUGACACCGUAAUGCCAUUUUAGGACAAUCUCCGCCCUUAACUAAAGCCGUACAAAGUAGUAGCUUUGCUAAUGCUACGAUUGUAGAAACUGUUAAGAUAUC
Messenger RNA from Talaromyces proteolyticus, 1908 nucleotides. RefSeq lists its product as uncharacterized. The transcript has 3 exons. Gene Ontology annotation, cellular component: cell surface; fungal-type cell wall. Gene Ontology annotation, biological process: fungal-type cell wall organization. The record is from RefSeq and is a predicted model, not a curated record. The coding region runs from base 205 to 1533 and encodes 442 amino acids. NCBI's taxonomy places the organism in Eukaryota, Fungi, Ascomycota, Eurotiomycetes, Eurotiales, Trichocomaceae.